Bombus huntii is the source of this 1855-nucleotide messenger RNA. RefSeq names its product deformed epidermal autoregulatory factor 1 (gene Deaf1). Bases 11 to 1432 code for a protein of 473 amino acids. The transcript has 4 exons. Gene Ontology annotation, molecular function: RNA polymerase II cis-regulatory region sequence-specific DNA binding; DNA-binding transcription activator activity, RNA polymerase II-specific. Gene Ontology annotation, biological process: positive regulation of transcription by RNA polymerase II. The record is from RefSeq and is a predicted model, not a curated record. NCBI's taxonomy places the organism in Eukaryota, Metazoa, Arthropoda, Insecta, Hymenoptera, Apidae.
AACAGCCGAAAUGGAGGAGAGUCAAACAUCGGAAAGUGUCGCCGUGCUACCGGACAUGUCCGAACCGUUGACGAGCGAAACCGAGGAUGCGUCUGCCCUAAAGGUCGAGCACGAGGAGCAUACCGUCGCCGUGACGGCGAGCGUCACUCCGGUACCGGGUGUUCCUGGUGUUCCAGGAGUUGGUGUACCGGUUUCUUUACCCGUUGGUUCUAUCAUUGGUGUAGCGAACUCGACCAACGGCACGACCUUCAACGUCAUCACAUCAGACCAACUACAGUUGCCCGGAUCAGGUCAGUUUAAGCAGAUGCUAUGUGUAGAUAAUGGUUUCAUUUGUGAACCACGGCAUGACAAGGACACGGAUUCUUUACGUUGGAAUGGUGAAUUAAAAGCAACGCAUAUAGUAAUCCAAAAUAGUACAGAAGAGCCAGAAUCAGAACAGAUUCAUGUCUCUACUGCUAAUACUCAACCAAUAUGCAGUUGGUCAGAAUCCGCUAAUUUAGCAGUAUUACCUGUUAGAUGUAAAAAUACAAAUGCUGAGUUGCAUAAAAGUAGAUUUGGAUCUGGGGGAAGAGGAAGAUGUAUUAAACUUGGGCAAGACUGGUACACACCAAGUGAAUUUGAAGCAUACUGUGGGAGGGCAUCCAGUAAAGAUUGGAAACGCAGUAUUAGAUUUGGUGGUAGAAGUUUGCAAACAUUAAUUGAUGAGCAAAUUUUAAAGCCACAUGCUACUUCUUGCACCUGUGCAGCAUGUUGCGAUGAUGACAGUGCAACAGGUCCUGUAAGAUUGUUUACACCAUACAAACGUAGAAGAAGGGCUAGAGAUACAUCUGAUGGAGAAACACCAUCGCGUAAACUUAAAAGUGAUACUUCGCGCGAUGGCAGUAAUAAUGACGAAAGCGAUAGUGAAGUUGUAGUACCUGAUAAAGAAGUAUGGCCUCAAUUUGUUUCAACAGAUGGUUUAGUUGUACAACAGCCGCAAGAUCAAGAUACCGUUGUUCAAAAUGUACAUCAAACGGAAAAUGGACAAAGCGACGAUAUAUUUAAAAAGCUCGACGAAAUGUCCAAUAAAAUGUUAAAGUUGGCUUAUGAAUUUAGACGUACAUUAGAGGAAGCUAAGGAAGUAAACAGACAACAAAGAAGAGAACAGGCUCUAGUGGCGCAAUUAGGUGGUAGAGGGGAUGUUAUUGAAACUGUUGGUUUACAACCAGCAUCGGAUACUCAUAACAAAAAGUGUGCCAACUGUAAUAGAGAAGCAUUUGCGGAAUGUUCGUUAUGUAGGCGAACGCCUUAUUGCUCCACGUUUUGUCAACGUAAAGAUUGGGCAGGUCAUCAAGUGGAAUGUGUGAGAGGUGCUGCAGAAACUGUAAUGCUUAUAGUUGAAAGCAGUAGUGGAGAUACUAGUGCACUUGCUACGACUGCUGGGGACCAAUAGCUAGUGUUCCUCACACCUAUUCACCAAAGUAACAUAGGAACUGAACAAACUAUCUUAGAAACUUCGAAAUUGAGAGAAGAGACGAAGACUUUAAAAAAAUCUGUUUAAUGACCAAUGAGUCAAAAAGUUUUGUAUAUAUAGUAGUAAAUAUUUUAUAUAUAUACAAGAGUUAAAUUGUAACGAUAUUAUUAAGUAAAUAAGCAAAUUUACACUAAAGUUGAAAUUUUUUAAAAUCAAGAUUCAAAAUUAUGCUAUAUACAAAUGAAAGAUCAUAAAUCAAAUAAUUGUAAAAAUAAACAACAACGUGCACGUGUAUAUAUGUAUACUACUACGUAUUUUGAACGUACAGAUACACGCGCACACGUUUAUGCGUGUUUAUGCGUAUGUUGUAUCACGCAUGAUAAAAUAUACUUUUAUGAAUCA